Messenger RNA from Drosophila grimshawi, 1146 nucleotides. Its product is annotated as methionine aminopeptidase 1D, mitochondrial. The record is from RefSeq and is a predicted model, not a curated record. Bases 53 to 1006 code for a protein of 317 amino acids. Gene Ontology annotation, biological process: proteolysis. The transcript is spliced from 3 exons. NCBI's taxonomy places the organism in Eukaryota, Metazoa, Arthropoda, Insecta, Diptera, Drosophilidae. Gene Ontology annotation, molecular function: metalloaminopeptidase activity.
AAUAGCAAUCAGCUGUUCGAUUCACAUGUUUUUUGUUUAGUUUGUAGUCAAAAUGCAGUUAAAAAUCUCAAAAAAUGCAUUGCAAGUUUGUGGACAAUUUAUUCAGCGAAAUUUGUUUCAAUUCGGGAAACGGGAUAAGGGCCAAUGGGAUAAGAUAACAGCCACCGGCAAUGUUUCGGAAGAGCGCAGCGUUCCUGAGCACAUAAUAAAACCGCCCUACUACUACAAACAAAUGGGUGCAGGCAACACAAUGGGAAGACCCGAAAUAAAAACGGCAGACCAAGUAAAUCAGAUGCGAUCCAGCGGCAAACUGGCCGCCCAAAUUCUUCGACAAUGUGGCCAAAUGGCGAAAAUCGGCAUGACUACGGAUGAGAUCGAUGAGUUUGCCCACGAGCGCAUUGUGGCACACAAUGCAUAUCCAUCGCCGCUGCGUUACGCCGGAUUCCCCAAGUCCGUGUGCACCUCCAUUAACAAUGUGGCUUGUCAUGGUAUUCCGGACGAUCGCCAAUUGCUCGAUGGCGACAUCAUUAACAUUGAUGUAACAGUUUAUUUGAAUGGUUAUCACGGGGAUUGCUCCGAGACCUUCUUGGUUGGUGAUGUAGACGAGCGUGGACAGUAUCUGGUUAACUGCACGCGCGAUUGUCUCAGCAGAUGCAUAGCGCUCUGUGGUCCGGGCGUUGCAUUCAAUGAGAUUGGCAAAUGCAUUCAGAGAUUUUGCAAGGAUCAUGAUCUGGAAUCGGUGGCAGCAUUUAUUGGCCAUGGCAUAGGCAGCUACUUUCAUGGUCCGCCCGAGAUCUAUCAUUACGAUAAUGAGGUGCCUGGUCAAAUGGAGCCCGGCAUGACCUUUACGAUUGAGCCAAUCUUGUCUCUCGGUGGUGGAGAGAUUGGCAUCUUGGAGGAUGGUUGGACAGCACUCAGCUUGGAUAAUUCUCGAAGUGCACAAUUCGAGCAUACAAUUCUAAUUACCGAUUCUGGCGUUGAGGUGCUCACCACAAAGGAUGUCUGAUAGCCGUCGAGUGAAGGAUCAAUCAAUUUGUAUAUAAUUUUGGUGUGAAUAUUUAUUGCAAAGUUAAGAGCCUUCUAUUUUUAACAUAAAGAAGUGUGUUGUUAAUAAUAAAUACUUAUGCCGGCUUGCAUGAUAAUUUA